GCCCCCUGCCUUCAGAGCAGGAGAGAUUGCUGUUCCUGGAAGAAAGACGUUUUCUCGUUGGUUUUUCUUGCACGGAAUACACAGUAGAGGUCUUCUCUCUGUGAAAUGGGGUUUGAGGAAUUGGGGAACGGGAAGGAGCGACGAUGGGGGAUUCGGAGCUUGUUGAGGAGGAAGCAGGUGGAUUCCGAUCGGGUGAAGACGCAGGAGGGAGGUCACCAGCUCGCUAAAGAACUCUCUGUUCUCCAGCUCGUUGCAAUAGGUGUUGGUUCAACGAUAGGUGCAGGUGUCUAUGUUCUAGUUGGAACUGUUGCUAGGGAGCACGCUGGUCCAUCUUUGGUCAUUUCCUUCCUGAUUGCUGGAGUAGCUGCUGCACUAUCAGCAUUUUGUUAUGCAGAGCUUGCAAGUCGUUGCCCUUCUGCUGGAAGUGCCUAUCACUAUUCAUACAUUUGUGUUGGAGAGGGAGUUGCAUGGCUGAUUGGUUGGGCUCUAAUCCUUGAAUAUACUAUAGGUGGUUCAGCUGUUGCACGUGGCAUAUCUCCAAAUUUGGCCUUAUUUUUUGGAGGACCGGAUAGUUUGCCUUAUUUUCUGGCAAGAGUUUACAUACCGUGGCUUGACGUGGUUGUUGAUCCAUGCGCUGCAGUUCUUGUUCUGAUUGUUACUGGUCUUCUUUGUGUGGGAAUUAAAGAGAGCACAUUUGUACAAGCUAUCAUUACUUCAUUGAAUGUAUGUGUUAUGCUUUUUGUCAUCAUAGCUGGUGGAUACGUUGGAUUCAAGGAUGGAUGGGUUGGAUAUAGUGUUGCGAGCGGAUUCUUUCCCUAUGGAGUGAAUGGCAUGCUUGCCGGUUCAGCUACAGUUUUCUUUGCAUAUAUAGGUUUUGAUUCAGUUGCAAGCACAGCUGAGGAGGUGAAAAAUCCGCAGCGUGACUUACCAUUGGGGAUUGCAACAGCUCUAUCAAUAUGUUGUUUCUUGUAUAUGAUGGUAUCGGUUGUUGUCAUUGGCCUAGUGCCAUAUUUUGCCAUGGAUCCGGACACUCCAAUUUCAUCUGCAUUUGCCAGACAUGGGAUGCAUUGGGCCAUGUAUGUCGUCACUGCGGGUGCUGUACUUGCUCUUUGCUCGACUUUGAUGGGAUCAAUUCUUCCGCAGCCAAGAAUACUCAUGGCAAUGGCGAGAGAUGGAUUAUUACCAUCGUUCUUUUCAGAUGUUAAUGAAAGAACCCAAGUUCCUGUCAAGAGCACCAUUGUCACUGGGGUUGGUUCAGCUGUUCUUGCUUUUUUUAUGGAUGUUUCCCAGCUAGCUGGAAUGGUUAGUGUUGGAACACUACUUGCCUUCACCAUGGUUGCAAUUUCAAUUUUGAUACUUAGAUAUGUUCCACCAAAUGAGAUGCCACUUCCAUCAUCUUUCCAAGAAUCAAUUGAGUCAUUAUCUUUUCAAGAGGAGGUUCCAAAAGGUCCUGUUGGAAUAAGUGAUAAGAGAAACAAACAAAGUGGGCAAGAUGGAACCUCAAAAGAUUUUCCUCUUAUCAUUAAGAACACUGAUGAAGACAAAGUACAUGAACAAAAGAGGCGCAAAUAUGCUGCUUGGAGUAUAGCAUUUGUAUGCAUUGGAGUUCUUAUUCUUACAUCAUCAGCCUCUGCAUUCUCAUUUCCCGAAUACUUGCGCUAUAUAAUAUGUUCUUUGGGAGGUUUGCUCUUCCUGGUUGGCCUGGCCUUACUCUCCUGGAUUGACCAGGAUAAUGGCCGCCAUAGCUUUGGACAUUCAGGAGGUUUCAUUUGUCCCUUGGUUCCUUUUCUCCCUGUCUUGUGCAUUCUUAUAAAUUCAUACUUGCUUAUAAAUCUAGGUUCUUCGACAUGGAUGCGUGUUUCGAUCUGGUUGGCGAUUGGUGUUUUCGUAUACCUAUUCUAUGGGCGAUCGAAUAGCUCAUUAACCGACGUAAUUUACGUGCCGAUUGCACAUGCGAAUGAGAUCUACAAGUCUUCAACUGAAUAUGUUGCCUAAAAUGUAAAGCAGUCCUUAAUUUCAUCAGCAAAGUAUGUGAUGCUGAAGCCAUCUCAUGAAGAACCUACAGUGAAGUCUGAAGAUUAUUCCAAGCACACAAAGCUUAUCAAUUCUGGAACUCUGUCAACUCCUGAAAUCAGUUCUAAUGUAAAUAUCAUGCAGAAAUGUUGCAGAUCAUGUUAUGUUUGUAAUCAAAUUUGUAUAUUUUGUUAAGUGUUGAGUAUAAGGUUGUUGUAAUUGAACACUCACAUGUAAAUUAUUUUUUGUAGCGUUUUUUUUUUC
This is a messenger RNA of Dendrobium catenatum, 2277 nucleotides long. RefSeq names its product cationic amino acid transporter 2, vacuolar. Bases 106 to 1995 code for a protein of 629 amino acids. The transcript has 14 exons. Gene Ontology annotation, molecular function: amino acid transmembrane transporter activity. Gene Ontology annotation, biological process: amino acid transport; transmembrane transport. The record is from RefSeq and is a predicted model, not a curated record. NCBI's taxonomy places the organism in Eukaryota, Viridiplantae, Streptophyta, Magnoliopsida, Asparagales, Orchidaceae. Gene Ontology annotation, cellular component: membrane.